This is a messenger RNA of Carassius gibelio (silver crucian carp), 5802 nucleotides long. RefSeq names its product kazrin-A. Bases 2225 to 4333 code for a protein of 702 amino acids. The transcript is spliced from 16 exons. Lineage: Eukaryota; Metazoa; Chordata; Actinopteri; Cypriniformes; Cyprinidae. Gene Ontology annotation, molecular function: protein binding. The record is from RefSeq and is a predicted model, not a curated record.
UUAAAUGUAUUGCAUACCUCCUGCUGCCAUAGUAAAGACCCAUUUCCAAUAUUUACAUGAUUUUCUUCUCUUUCUGCUCCCAUUUGAUGUAGUGGAGCAGUUAUGAAAUAGUGUUCUAUAAAUACUUUACAGAAUUUCAGAAAUAAAUAUACAUACAUAUUAUAGUGAAUUACCACAGUUACCUUAUGGUGUUUGGCAGUGAUUUAAACAUUGAAUUCUGAAACUAUUUCUUCUUGUAAACUCAAAGAUGUGGAUUCAGACUGCAAUUAAAUAACCACACAACAUUGGUGUUUGUCAAAAAAUGGUAGAUAAUUCGGAUCGGCUGGGGAUUUUUAGGUGGGUGGUGAGAGAUAAACACAGACAUUCUGGAUUCAGGCGGCAAUACAAUCACAUACUUCCCCCAGUAAAUGCUUAAAAUAACUUGCGUCCCCAUGAGAAACCGUUACUAUCCAAAUAGGGCUUUUGUGUGUAUUACCCUGUCCACCAUAUAAGAGUAGUGUUUAGGCCAAUUACAGUGACCUCGAAUUCAUUAUAUUACCGCAUGUAUUUCAUGGUUAUUAGUAAAUUUUUAGUUAAAAAGCACAUUUUAGUAGUUCAAAUAGACAGAUAUGUAAACAUUAUAUAAACAUUUGUACAUGAUGUUGGUUAAAUAUACAUAAACCUACAUUAUAUACAUUAACAACAAUCCCUGAAACGCUGUCAUCAUAUUGAUUAUGGUAAAUUCUAUAAAACUCAAAAUAAAUGUAACCAAAAUAAAUUUAACACGACAUUGUUAUUAUUUUUUAAAUUGUGUAUCAGUUUCUGUUUCAGUUACUUUUUAACCUGGAAAAGUGUUUUGCCCCACUAGUGUCUCCUAAUUUCAAACGUAGGCCCCCUGAUGACCUUCUGCCUGAAACGGGUGUAAGAGUUUUGGGUGCUGUUACCUUGGCAUCAGUUGCUUAGCAACCCCUGGUCAUGUCCUGGCUCGGCUCCAGACGUUCUGUCAGAGAGACGGAGGAGUUCUGACCCCUGAACCAGACAUUUCUAACUUCAUAUCCUCACAGAGCACACAAAAGCAAUGUCAUAUCUGGUUGGUGAACCGAUUUUAUUUAACCUCUCUCUAGUCUUAUCCCAGUUAUUAUACCAGUCUUAUGAUUUACUGUGUGAAUUAAUCUGCUUUAGGAGAUGCCUCUUCAAGGAUUUACAACAACAUCAGGAGCAAAAUGGUUCGAAUUCUGUAUUUAAAAUGCCUCAGUGUUAGAAGUUUUGACGAAGACAUUUUCCUUCUGCUGCAUUUUGUUCUUCGUUAGAAAUGUCAUUCCUCCCCCUCACUCCCUUUUAUCUUGUUUUUGUCUCUCUGUCUGGGAAACAACACAUUUCAUCUAUUCAACUUCGAUCUGUUAAACUCUGCAUGCAAGAGAGACCCAGAGACAGGACACAUUUUUCACUCGAAUUGCAUUGCUGAGAACUUAAUUUGUACCAAAAACAUUGCAUUAAAUUAGAAAAGAAGCUUUUUUCCUCUGGUGGUCUCAGACUUUGACUCCACUUGGUCUGCUAUAAUGUUUCUACAGCUAAAGGCUUUUGAGAAACCCUGAAAAGAGAAUGAUAAAAAAAGAAAAACUAGACAUCUUAGCACUUAGCAUUUUAGUGAUUUUAUGUCACUCACAAUCACAAAAUCAAUAUAUUUCAAGUUCAUGUGUAUAUGUGUGUAAGUGUUUUAAGUAGGAUCUUGUCACGCUCUUCUGAAGGAUGUUGAUCUGUGGCACAUGCUGAACAGGUUUUCCGUCGGUGCUGAAAUAAGAUUGAAUGAUGGGUGAUCAGAGGAAAUGAGUGAAAACAUCUUCAGAGAGAGAGAGAAGAAAGAGAAUAAAGCCGGUGAUUUAGUUUUAUAAGAUUACGCUCACUUUAAUUAGGUAAAGAAGCUUUCUAAGCAUUGGAAUCUAUCCUGAAGGCGUUAUAAGAAGCAUCCAGUGGCUGAGCCUCUAUUCUGCCAUUGAUUUGUGUGUUAAAUGCUUCCAGUUCCUUCUGCAGUGAGUGGUGUGAUAUUUCAGCCGGAUCAGAGGUGAGAUCUACUGCUUCUGCUGCUGCUAUCAGAGAUGCACCGGUGCAAAGACCGAAAGCUUUGACAGAGCUUGGUCAAAAAUGUGACGUUGUUCUUCAGGAGACGUCCUUAGAUAAAGUGCUGCUGCAUGAGGAGGUGCUGCGUCUGCAGGAGGAGGUGUCCGUGCUGAAGCAGGUCAGGGAGAUGUUGAAUCGUGAGCUGGAGGAGACAGGAGGAGGCUGCUCUGUGGAGCUGCUGUCUGUUUCACAGCUCCGCGUGCAGCUAACACAGAAAGAGCAGGAGCUGGACAGAGCAAAGGAGGCAUUGCAAGCAAUGAAGGCAGACAGGAAGCGUUUGAGGUUGGAGAGAACUGAUCUGGUGAAUCAGAUGCAGCAGCUCUACACAACACUGGAGAGCCGUGAGGAGCAGCUACGAGACUUCAUACGCAACUAUGAGCAACACCGAAAAGAGAGUGAGGAUGCAGUGAGAGUUCUGGCAAGGGAAAAAGAUCUGUUAGAACGGGAGAAGUGGGACCUACGCCGACAAACCAAAGAGGCCUCAGAACAUGCAAGUGCACUCCGAUCAGCACUGGACCUGAAAGAGAACAGGAUCAAGGAGCUGGAGGCUGAACUGACUAUGAUGAGUAGCUUUAUGGCUCAGAAACUAGAGAGUCGCGUGUUUGUUCGAUCUCCAGAAAGACCAGCCUCACCCAAAACAGUGUCGGCAAAACAGUCUUUGGCUACUCUCACUAAGGAUGUUCCUAAGCGACACUCGCUGGCCAUGCCCACAGAGACUGUCGUCAACGGCAACCAAGAGUGGGCGAUGCAUGCAGAGCUUCCUCUGACUGCAGCGAUACGACAGAGUCAACAAAACCUUUACCACUCAAUGGACAGACAGGUGCUGAAAGCAUCACCGUGUGUGUGCGAUGCUGAUGGCAUCAGCAUGAUGUCAUCAGCUGCAGCCAGGAUCAGUCCGUGUCACUCUAAACAACCGUCAGUCAUCUCAGACGCCUCGGUGAUGGAGGGAGAGAGAUCCUCAACGCCAUCCGAUUCACCACGACACAGAACACACUCCCUCUGCAAUUCUCUAGAGGAUCUAGAGGAGCAGAGACGCAGAAAGAAGAAAGAGAGGAUGGGUCUGGGCUCUCUGUCGCGGGUGUUCGGUCGAGGAAAGCAAAGAAAGUCUCUGGACCCCACUCUGUUUGAUGACUCCGACAGUUUAUCAAGCCCCGCCCGCCUCAGUGUGAGCCUAUCAGAAUGCGAGGAGCAUCUGGAUCGUCUUCAGCAGGUGGAGCUCGCGCGGACGGCCCCCAUGUCCCGUUGGCGUGCAGGAACCGUGCAGGCGUGGCUGGAGGUGAUCAUGGCCAUGCCCAUGUACAUACGGGCCUGUGCAGACAACGUUAAAAGUGGGAAGGUUUUGUUAGUUCUUACGGAUGAGGACCUGGAGUUUGUUUUAGGGAUCAGUAAUUCAAUGCACCGCAGGAAACUCCGUCUGGCCAUUGAAGACUACAGGGAUGCGGAUUUAGGACACGGCCUUUCUAAAGCAGCUGAUCUGGAUCACCACUGGGUGGCUCAGGCCUGGCUGAUGGAUGUAGGUCUCCCUCAAUAUUCUCAGUUCUUCCACACUCACCUUGUGGACGGACGUCUCCUAAGUACACUCACGCGCACCGACCUUGAGAAGCAUCUGCACGUGUCUAAAAAAGCCCACCAGAACAGCCUGCUGCUGGGAAUACAGCUGCUACACACGCUCAACUUUGACAAAGAGAUUUUGCAGUCCAGGCGAUCAGAGUGUGAGAAUCAGAACACAGACCCUGUAGUGUGGACCUGUCAUCGCAUCAUCAAAUGGAUCAAAGAGAUUGAUCUGAAGGAGUUUGCUGACAAUCUUCAGAGCAGUGGGGUUCAUGGUGCCAUCAUGGUGAUGGAUCCCUCCUUCAGCUCUGACACCAUGGCGGCGGCCUUGUGUAUUCCAAGCAACAAGCACAUGGUCCGUCAUCACCUGAAUGAAGAGGUGAAGGCACUUGUCAGUGCAGCCAGGGCAGAGCUUGAUCAGGAAGUCGAACCUUUGGGGACUCCGCCCACACUUCACCGGCAAAGCUCUCUUAGCAGCUCAUCACCUAGCUGUCUUGAUGAUCAGCAGUCUUUAAGGAGGGUGAAGCAGCAGCUUGGUCUCAGCCCAAAGAACUUCGCUGGACGAAAGAUCAGUCAUCAGAACAGAUCCGGGUCAUUUCCAAGGAAUGGACUUCAGGAGGUCUCGCUACAACGAGAGCGUUGCCCGGUUCGACAUUUUUCUGCUGCUGAGCUCACAAAUGUCUGAGUCUUUCUCCUGUUGAGAUCACUGAUGGAAAACAUAACAAACACAUUCUGAGGAAAAACAAAGACACUUUCUUCAAGCUCCCAAAUGGGGGAUUUUAUUUUUCAAGGUGAAUGUUGAUGAAAUUUUAAUGAAAGUGCACAUUUUCAGUCUCUGGACUCUCAGUUUGCCAGUCGGCUUUGCUUUGUAGACCCUAUGUUGUUGUCUGUGGCUGUAGACUCGUUUGUCUCAAAGUGAGAAUCCAUAUGUUUAGAUUUUCACAAAAUUAUUGAUAUUAAAAGGGAAAGUGACAUGACAUUCAGCCAAGUAUGGGGACCUACACUCAGAAUUCGUGCUCUGCAUUUAACCCAUCUAAAGUGCACACACACAGCAGUGAACACACACACACCCAGAGCAGUGGGCAGCCAUUUAUGUCAAGGCGUGGUAUUGAAUUUGGACCCCCCCCCCCCCACCAAUGUUUCAAAUGGUUCAAAUCUGCUGCUUCUGUGCACCGACUGUAAAUCACUAAUCUCAAUAUCAUGCAAACAUAGCUAUGCUAUCAACUCCAAGAUCAUGCACAUUGCUAAGCUGAAGCAGGGGUUAGGCUAAUCAUCAUAGUAAAUGUGCAAAUAUAAAAGAUAUGACUGUUGUACAUUUAUGUGUUUAUUAACUGACUUUCUGAAGCAGCGUUAAAGGAGGUGCAUAUUUGUAUAGAUAAAGACAGGACUACAUGUUCUCCAUAUUAAAAUGGUCUUAAAUUUUAGUUGACUCUUCUCUCUGGCAGCCUACUUCUGUAUUUUAUCCCAGGACAUUAAGACAAGACAACAUUUUUUCCCACUUUGGCAUUGUUGUGUUUUUGUUAAAUAUUUGUUCCUCAUAUUUCUGGUAUCUGAUAAACAUUUUACCUGACAUUCCCACAGUUUCCCACUCAGGAUUAAUAAAGUAUUUCAUUAUACUGAGAAAAAUACGUAAUACAUGUCAGAACACUCCUUUUUCCAUUUACUGUUACAAAGUUACAUGAUAUUUCCUAACGUAAAGAGGAAGCACUUUGUCAAUAUGGUCAACCUUUGUCCAGCAUUAUUAACACUGCCAGAAUCACAACUGCCAAUAAAGUAGUUAAAUAUUGUUGAGCAUUUGUCCCGCUCUAGGAAUUGAUGUUUGUCUGAACCUUGUUUGACGUAUUUAUGUGGGUGAUCCUGGUCAUUUGAUGUGCACCACCCUGACUGAAGAAUGGUGAUAAACAAUGCUAGUAUCUUGAAAAGUGUAUAAACAAACUUCAUGUCAUAAAUAAACUUAAUGUCAACUUCUGUACAAACCUACAGUCUUCCUAGAGGUUAUCAGUAAUUCUUAAACGGUUUUUAAAAAAUUGAGAAAAAAGACUGAAAUACAAAAAGAUGAACGAAAAUAAGAUGAACACUUUUGACUGUUAAGAAACUGGAAACCUUAAUAGAUUGUGAUUCUAUUUUAAAAUAAAGUUUAGAUUUUUCCCUGUA